Messenger RNA from Salmo salar (Atlantic salmon), 6786 nucleotides. RefSeq names its product ankyrin repeat domain 12 (gene ankrd12). Lineage: Eukaryota; Metazoa; Chordata; Actinopteri; Salmoniformes; Salmonidae. Gene Ontology annotation, cellular component: nucleoplasm. The record is from RefSeq and is a predicted model, not a curated record. Gene Ontology annotation, molecular function: protein binding.
CGAAGGAUGUUUUCAAACCCAACGAUAAAACUGGAACGGGACGUCAUACAGCCGUAGGCAUAGCUACUGUUAAUGUUCAAUAUUAUAUUUUUUUGGUGGGGAAAUUUACUGUUUUACAGAUACGUAGAUCUGAAAAACGAAUGAACAGGCAGAACCUGAACGCUAUUGAUAAGGUCCACGAUGACUGUGCUGGGCCGUAGCUAGGCACGCGGUGGGAGGGAGGGCGGCCAAGAUGGCGGCCGCACCACCAGCACAAUGCACCAUGGCCAAACCUGGGACAGACCGAGAUGGAGCCAUGGUCGCGAAGAAGAACAAAGAUAAGAUUUCCCCGUUCACCAAGACUCUGAAGCUGGACCGGAGUAAGUUGUUGGGUGUUAAGGAAGGAACACCACCAAAGUCUUCCAUGAAACGCAAACUGUCCUUCACCAUGAGCACCCCUCGCAACGAGGAGAGACACUCAGACACAGAUGAGUCAGUCCCAGACCAGUCCACUGAGUCCUGGGUAGAGUCUGAGGGGAGGUUAGUGACUCCCUGCAGGAUGUACUCAGCAGAUAAAGAUGGCCCGGAUAAGAAGAAAGUCAAGAAGGAGUCUGGGGGGAGUAAAAAGGCCCCUGUUAAUCUUCUGUUUGGUUACCCGCUGUCGGAACGGAAGCAGAUGGCCUUACUGAUGCAGAUGACCGCCAGGGACAACAGCCCAGACUCGACCCCUAGCAAACCAUCCCAGGCUCCCUCGGUGCAGAAGAAGCUCCCUAGCAACUCGGCCUCCAGAGCGAGGGACAAGGUGAACAAGAGGAACGAGCGUGGAGAGACGCCGCUACACAUGGCCGCCAUACGGGGGGAUGCCAAACAGGUCAAGGAGCUUAUCAGCCUCGGGGCUGACGUCAACAUUAAAGACUUUGCAGGCUGGACGCCCCUUCACGAGGCGUGUAACCUUGGUUUCUACGACGUGGCCAAGGUUCUGAUUGCAGCCGGAGCAGAAGUCAACACUCAAGGUCUGGACGAUGACACUCCGCUCCACGAUGCCUCCAGCAGUGGACACACGGACAUUGUGAAGCUGCUGCUGACACAUGGAGGAAAUGCGUUCCAGGCCAACAAGCGAGGGGAGCGGCCUGUCGACGUAGCCGACUCUCAGGCCCUGGAGCUCCUCCUAAAAGGAGAGGUGCCCCUCUCAGACCCAGAGGAUAGCCCCUCAGAGUCAGAAGGCUCUCCGUCGGUGAACCCCUCCAGCGUCGAUGUUGAUGACGACAACCUGGAUGACUCGGACGCGGAAAAGGACUCAGACGGAAAGCAGAGCACCGUGAAGGCCUCAUCCUCCAUGUCCGGCCUGGAUGAGUAUGAGUUCAAAGAUGAAGAGGACUUGAGUAAAGCCCUGAACGAUCGACACAUCCUCCGGAGAGAGCUGAGGGAGAAGGAAAGAAAUAAUUUGGUGAAGCAGAGCAAUAAAGGGGACGGGAGCGGCUCAGUCCAGUCCUCUAAGUCUAAGAAGACGAAGACGUUGUCCCGUGUUCGCUACUGCAGCUCGGAUAGUUCCAGUGAUGAGAUGGAGAUGCCAACAGAGAGAAGGAGCUCUCCGACCUGCUCCAACAGCUCUGAGGGACACAAGGCGUCAGACACCAGCAGGACUAAGAAAGAGAACCUCAGCAGCCUCGCGACUUCCGAACAGAAAGACAAAAGCAGCAAAGUCAAGAAAAAGAACCAGAACAAGAACAAGGAGAACCAGGAGAACCAGGAGGACGAGAAGGAGAACAGCAAAGCUCUGGUGUUUUCCGUAGCCACCGUGUCCGUGUCGGAGACACACAUGGACAAGAACAGCCGAGUACUAUGUGGGGACGAGGACUCGUUCAAGAUCUCCUUCAGUCCCAAGGACGACUCGUCCGUCCACCUUUUCCACCUGUCCGCCACCGUCAAGUCCCCCAAGCUCAACUACGGCCUGGCCGACAAGCAUCCGUCCUCCAACCCGCUCAAACAGGAGAACGCCAAGAUGACGUGCGUCUCGAUUGCCGAAGGCCCCUGUCCGCUGGAUGAUGUCAACUACAACCACUACAACCCAGAGUCUGAGUUCUGCACGGAGAGCUCCAGUAGUAAAGGCUGCAAGCACAAGGAGAAGAGCAAGCACCAGCAGAAGGACGUCGCCGUGGACUGUAGUGUUGGUGGCGGGGGUGGCGGCUCCAGUCCGCAUAAUAAAGAACGCAGCGUUGCCCACGGUGUGAACAGCUCUGACGGUGGUGGUGCCUUACGGAAGACCGACAAAGAUGGCAAAGUGGUCAAAAAACAUAAACUAAAACACAAAGAGAAGAACAACCACUGCAGGGAGUAUGAGGCGGACAGGGAGAGGAACCGCCACCGGCAGAAGGAGGGCGGCAGGAAGGACGGCCACAGGAACCAGGAGUUCGACAGGGAGUUCUGGAAAGAGAACUUCUUCAAUGAUGACGAACCUCUGCCUCCAGGGAAAACUGAGAGCGAGACCGAGAAGGAAGACGGCUCUCCUGUGAAGGAAGAGAGGGGGACGAAAGACAAAUACCCCUCUAGUAGCAGCAAGGAGACGAGGCUGAGAGAGGUGCAAGAGAAGGAUAAAGACAAGGUGGUGAAGAAAGAAGGGAAGGAAACCUCUGCUGUCUGUAAAGAGAAAGGAGGAAAAGAUGGGAAGCCCAGUGAGCGUGAGGAGAGGACAGAUUGCCUCAGCUCCAACUCCGGACGGACUACCUCUCUUCCUGAGGAGACGCAGCAUAACACUACAAGCGUGAAAGAUGAACCGAAGGAUAAACCGGUAACGGGGAACACGUCUACGGCUGAUCUAGACCGGCUGGAUGCCUCUGAGAAAGACCAACGGGACAAAUCUGACAGGAGGCCUUCUGUAAAGGAACGGGAGACUGAAAAGACUGAUAAAAAGAAUCCCGAUAAGGAGAAGAAGGUUAAGAUGGAGCACCUGGAGAAAUCAGAGAAUUCACAAAAUUCUAUGGAUCGUUGGAGGGAGAAGGAGAGGAUGGCGUCUGGCUCAUCUCAUUCGUCCCCUGGUGACAAGAACCACAAAGAGAGUGAAAAGCUCAGAGCCUUGUCCACGACAAAAAAACACGAAGAGAGCAAGGACAAGAAGAGCAAAGAGAAGCCGGAUAAGAGGAGCGAGAGGGAGAGGCAGGAGAGGGAGUACAGAGACAAAGACAGGAUAGGCUGGGAUAACAAACUAAAACCACCUUCAGAGAAAUACACUGAUCAAAGUAAAUUGGAUCGUGCUAAGGAAAAGGAGAAAGACAAAGACUGCGAUAAGAAGAAAAGGGAAAAAUCUAAAGAUGGCUCUUCAUCUUCCUCCAGCUCUAACCUGAAGCUCCCCUUGGAGGAGAAGAAAGGCUAUGUGUCUGAAUGUGGCAAGACCACACCAGCAAAACUGCUAAAGGAGGAGGUCCCGAAAACGCCAGAGAAAGACCGAGACCGAAGAGACAGAGAAUCCAGAGACUUUGACCGGCACAGAGAUCGAGACAAAGAUCGUCACAAGAGCGACAAGGACCGUUCCAAGGAGGGUAGCAAGGCCUGUAAGACCAAGUCCAACGAGACUGAGACUGACCGAGACAACAGGUCCAAAGCUAAAGCCUCGCCUGCCACCAGGGAAGAGAAGCGCCCCAAAGAGAAACGUCUGGUCAACGAAGACCUGAGGCAGACCAGCUUCGAACGCAUGCUGAGUCUGAAGGACCAGGAGAUUGAACAGUGGCACCGGAAGCAUCUAGAAAAGAUCAAACAGAAGGAGAGAGAGAGGAUGAAACAACGACCCUCCUCUACGACAACAGACCCAGGGAAGCUCAAAAGCAAAGCCAAGAUGAUGUCCUUGUCGUCUGGAGAACAGUGUUCGAGCAAAGAACUGCUUCGCUCCAAGAGCUCCGAAGGCUCUAGUGACGCUCAUGGCCGAGACCGAGACAAACCCAUAAAGGAGAUCGCCAGCUCCAGGACCAUGUCCCUGGACGGGAAGACACUCUCCUCCCUCGGUGGGAAGUUGAUGGCUGGUAUUGAGAACAGCUUGAGCAGGUCACCCAGGCCGGAGAGCGAGCGGUCGGGUCUCAUGUCCAGGUCCGUGUCCAUGUUCUCCAUGGCCAGUUCUGAGGACUCCUGUCAGGCAACCAUGCUGACGCCGAGACCCGUAGAGUACGACUCGGAUAUGACCCUGGAAGCCUCUCAGGACUCUCAGCCGCUUUUCCUCCUGUCUUCCCUCCUCUCACAGUCUAGAUCACCUGCCGUUCACGACAAAGACUACAACGGUCUUCCAGACUCAGCGCAAGGUAAUAGGACUCCGCUGCAGAGCCGGCACACUUCCCCCUACCUUAUAGCUAUUCUGGACGAGGACACAAACUCUGCGACGGCAGGUAAACAUUUUGAAACUCUGUCCAAGGCCGGCGUGGUGCCUGCUGCUCAACCAAAUGAAGAGCCUUCAAGUGUUCAGCUUCCUUCAGAAACCUGUGCAGAUCCAGAGGAGAGCCAGAGUCAAAGGGGUCCUACUCAGAUGCUUCCAAAUCUCCUUAAUGCAAGAACAGAUGCAGAUCUCAACGCUGAGAGUGAAGGGAACACCGCUCCAAGUGUCCAUCUCCCACCUCAAGCGUCCAACACCAGAGAUCCUCUUGUAAAGGACGCCUCAACACUUCAGCAGGCUAGUGUCCAACAGCUAGCUACACCAGAACAGAGAGGGUUUUCUUCCACCUCUGAUCCUCUCCUAAUACGGGACGUCCAGUGUAUCCCCGUGGAGACCUCCACUGCGACGCCUGAAUGUAGCACGAAGUACUUGCCCUCUGAGGACACGACGCCACUGGUGACAUUAUCUUCUCUAUCCUGUCAACUGCCGUUCUCCAGCACCGAACCCACCUCAUCUCUCUCUGCUAGCCAGUCAUGGGAAACCCUUCCAAACACCAGUAUGGUGACCUCACAGCAGAUGAAGACAGAGAUUGGUGGAGAUCUGGUUCUUGAUCCUAAAGAUACAACUCCUGUAGAGAGUGGAGCCAGCAGCGCUGACAACAGAGCAGCUGUAGAGAGCCUUGAUAGUGUGUUAGGAGCGUCAAGACCAGGAUGGAUGGACAACCCAGUAGCCUCCACCAGCAGCACACUAACACCGCCCAGUGUUAGUACAGAGGAGUCCAUGCAGAGUGCUGGUAGAACCAAUGAAUCUCAAGAGGACAUGGACACUGACGCAAGCGUUCAGGACUGUAAGCAAUCCAGAUUCUCCAGUGACGUUGUCGAUUCCAGCGAUCUUCAGCCGGAAAAAAACGAUCAUUCUAGCCAGCAUACACCAUCUACUGUGUUGCGAUGGCCGUGCCUUGAACACAAAUCGGAAGAAACUUCUGAUGCACCUGACAACACAUUAGAGAAGAGCAGAGGUCCUGAGGUCAUGUCAACAGGAAGGACUAGUUGUCGGUCUUCGUCAGAGGGCAGUAAUAUGAUCACCAUCCCUGAGGUGAAAUCGGAGCCAUGCCCAGAGCCAAUGGAAGUGGCUUCUACCUCUGAGGGGAGAUCAGAAGGACAGACACUGUCCGGUGCUUCUGGACAGUGUAGUAACCUCCAGCAAGGCUCCCAGACAGACCAGAGUGGUAGUAGUGGUAGUUACAGCAGCAGUGGAGUCUCUGCUAGCUCUUCGCCCCAGUCUGGGGACAGAGACUCUGACUCCUCCGGGGCUAAGGCCAAGGUCCGCUCCGUAACCAUCGAGGACGUCCAGCAGACCCACCCCAGGAAGAGGAAAAUGCCCAGAAUGUCUACCUCAAACCAGGCCGGAGGCAGCACACACCAGGGGAAGGAGAAGCCUCAGCCGUCUCUGGCGGCCAUCGUUGACUCUCUGAAGCUGGAGGAGAUUCAGCCGUACCAGACGGAGAGGGCCAACCCUUACUACGAGUUCCUGCACAUCCGCAAGAAGAUCGAGGAGAAGCGCAAAGUGCUGCUGAGCGUCAUCCCCCAGCCGCCGCAGUAUUACGACGAAUACAUGACGUUUACUGGAUCGUACCUGCUAGACGGGAACCCGUUCGGCAAACUCUGUAUUCCAACUAUCACUCCCCCUCCGUCUCUACCGGACCAACUGAAGGAGAUGUUUAAACAACAGGAAGUUGUUCGUAUGAAGCUACGCUUGCAACACAGCAUUGAACGGGAAAAGUUAAUCGUUUCCAACGAACAGGAAGUGUUACGAGUUCACUACCGGGCUGCCAGAACACUAGCCAAUCAGACGCUCCCGUUUAGUGCGUGCACCGUGCUAUUGGACGCCGAGGUGUACAACAUGCCGCAGGAUGCCCAGGCAAGUGGCAUGAUGUCACGUACUGUAGAAUCAGGUGACCAAGAUGGCAAGACGUCUGUGAGGGAUCGUUUCAACGCCCGUCAGUUUAUGUCCUGGUUGCAAGACGUGGACGAUAAGUUUGAUAAACUCAAGACGUGUCUUCUGAUGCGGCAGCAGCACGAGGCAGCAGCUCUUAAUGCUGUCCAGCGUCUCCAUUGGCAGCUGAAACUCCAGGAGCUGGAUCCAGUCAUGUACAAGUCCACCUCCAUCUUCGAGAUACCCGAGUUCUACAUCCCCUUGGUAGAGGUCAACGACGACUUUGACCUCACGCCCAUAUGACCCACGGUAAGGGUCAGGCAGAGAGGACUGAUCAUCUAGUGGCCAUCUACCUCUAACAGGGAUGAAGUGAUGGAGGGGGUCGUCACAUGCUAGAAGGAAUGAAGUAGAGAGAAGAAAGGUCAAGCACUGAAGUUGACAGAACUUGGAUGUGUGGUAGAGAGCACAGGGCCGCUCUUGGGGGGGGUGUGGUAGAGAGCACAGGGCCGCUCUUGGGG